AUGCCUCUUGAGCCCCAUAGUCGGCGUUCAGCUGCCCGGCGGUUUUUUGGUCUGUUUACCAUCUCGUUGUUUCUGUUCAGCAUCGGAUGGACCGGCGUGCGUGCCGCCACUCGCCUCCCCCCGAUCGAGGGGUUACAGCUGGCUGGCGAACAAGCCAACAUAGGAUUCCUCAAGGAAAACACCAAGCCACCUGAUUUCUCCAAAUACAUCGACCUUACAAGCCUACCAAAGCAUGAGUUGCGUGCAGGAGGAGGCCGGAUUGUUUUUGUUGGAGAUAUUCACGGCAUGGACAAGCCAUUCAAGAAACUACUGAAAAAGCUCAACUAUGACGCCAAUCACGAUAUGUUGAUCCACACUGGAGACAUUAUUCUUAAAGGUCCCCAGUCCCGGAAGGUCAUACAGGAGCUUAUGCGGAUAAACGCCUUGGGUGUGCGAGGAAAUCAAGAUCAAAAGGUUGUCGAGUGGAGAGGAUGGAUCGAGUGGGUACUGAGCCAAGAGGGUGGAAAACCGUGGUUGAAGAAGAUGGAGAAACGAGCUGAGGCGCUGAAAAAGCCCACCAAAGAAGACUACAAACAAUUUAAGAAGGCUGCUUCUGCAAAGGGAUGGUCGAUACCUGAUGGUUGGAAGUUUGGAGAUCAAAUCUAUCAGCUUGCUAGGCAUCUUAAACCCGAAGAGUACCAAUAUCUGCUGAGCUUGCCAAUAGCUCUCCAUAUUCCGUCGCUGCAUACAGUCGUCGUCCAUGCUGGCAUCUUGCCAAUCAACCCCCGACGAAAGCUUGACUCACCACGUCAACCGCUCUCUCAUCCUCCCAAGUCCAAGCACAACAAGACCGAACCAGCUCUACGUCAUCUGCAGGAACUCGCUUUAUUCACAGACAUACCUCAGAAUACUGAUCCAUGGACGAAGAUGAACAUGCGAACCAUUCUCAAAAACGGAAAAGUUUCCCGAGACAAGGAUGGCUUGCCCUGGAGUGAUCUUUGGCAUAAGGUUAUCAAACUCUGCAACGGGUUUGAUGCCCAGCUCACUGGUAUCUCAAACUCGACGUUUGAGUUUGACAAAGAUGAUGGCUGGACUGAGUGGGUGGAGAGCGAGUUCAAGGGUGUCAAAUCACUCCCAUGUAAAGAUGUGACGGUUGUUUAUGGGCAUACCGCGUCUAAAGGACUGGAUAUCAAGAAGUGGUCCAAAGGUUUGGAUACGGGAUGUGUAUAUAACCUUCGACUCACAGCUCUUGUAUUGGGUCAACCAUGGAAAGCUGGGGCUUCCGUGAAUACCACAGUAGUAGUAGAUGAAGAUAUGUAUCAAGUGGACGAGGAGUUGGACGGCGAAAUCAUUUCUUUUGGUAAGAAGGGCCGCGGAAAGGUUGUUCAAUAA
Messenger RNA from Rhizoctonia solani, 1371 nucleotides. RefSeq lists its product as uncharacterized. Gene Ontology annotation, molecular function: phosphatase activity; endopolyphosphatase activity. The coding region runs from base 1 to 1371 and encodes 456 amino acids. Gene Ontology annotation, cellular component: cytoplasm. Lineage: Eukaryota; Fungi; Basidiomycota; Agaricomycetes; Cantharellales; Ceratobasidiaceae. Gene Ontology annotation, biological process: polyphosphate catabolic process. The record is from RefSeq and is a predicted model, not a curated record. The transcript has 8 exons.